Penicillium brasilianum is the source of this 2588-nucleotide messenger RNA. The record is from the annotation of a GenBank genome assembly. NCBI's taxonomy places the organism in Eukaryota, Fungi, Ascomycota, Eurotiomycetes, Eurotiales, Aspergillaceae.
CUGAACCGCAACAGAGUCCCAAUUAAGCAAGCAGAAUCAAAAUCUUGGCUUUGCUGGGUCACGCGGCUAAGCCGGAAGCGGGCUGGUGGCAGUGGAGCGUCAUCUAUCCGCGUCAUCAGCGCUCCUCCGACCCAACCACGUACGUUGCAUACGUACGCCAAAUCAAAUUUGCAUUGCCCCAGGCCUUUCAACUCCCGUUCGGGAUUGAUUCAGGGUGAUGAGGGUGGAGAGAGGUGCGAGUACGAGGGGCAGUUGAACUGUAGAGGACAAGCCUAUACUCUGCACAAUUUGCACUCUAUACCGUGCUAACACUUCAACUCCCUUUUAUUGGGGGGACCAGACAUCAAGUUGGUGACGACAGCUUCGACGUUGUGGGGCCGUCUUCUCCCCCCAGCGCCUUACCCGGAGCAACUUGCACGACGUCUCCACGGUCGUUUUACACAGCGCUUACGAGAAGAAAAAGAGAAAAAGUCAAUGGUCCACUCGUGGGCCGCUGACUGGCCGAGGAACAAAUGAUGAACCUGUCAAUCUUCCCGGCUGGCCCGCGGUGCGCCAAAGCCGCCCAGUGAAGGCCUCGCAAACCAAAUUAGUGCUGGCUGGGGGGAGUGCAUACGACAUCCAUCGCCUCUCCGGCACGGCCGCCGCAUAGAUGUCUUCAUACUAUUAGACCCCCAUUGUCCCCGUCCUUUUUCUCUUCCUUGCCCAUAGCUUCACACCUUGCCGUCCUAUCCUACUCGGAGGUAUACUCACCAUUUCGACUUUACUCAAAACUCCCGACGGCGUCACGGCAUUCUCCACACGAUUCCGAGCUUCCAUUUCUAGCGCAUUCCUCGGGAACCUGCAGCGGUGAAGAUCGUGCCGAUCAGACGAAAGUGAAAGGCGGCAUCCCGAUCCCAUACAUUCCAAUCGGGGAGCUCGGCGGAUUAUCGGUGGACGGCGAACAAGCAUGAAGAAUUCCUGGGUUUGGUUGGUGACCCUCGCCGUACCGGCGCUAGGGAAGCUGAAUCUCGUUCAGCGGGAUGUUCCAUCGGUGGUCGACAUGAGUAUUCAGCGGAAAGACGUAUCGGAUCCCGUGGCUCGAGACCAAAUACGACGAUCAAAGCGGAGUACAACGGUUUCCCAGGCUCUAGACAAUGAGGAAACUCUAUACUUCUCCAACAUCACAUUGGGAACACCAGAACAAAGCUUGCGCUUGGUUCUAGACACUGGUAGCAGUGAUCUCUGGGUAAAUGCACCUAAUUCGACCCUUUGUGAAAGGAAGACCAACCCUUGCAACGACUCCGGCACCUACGACUCCAGCUCGUCCUCGACCUACACAUUUGUGAGCUCGGACUUUAACAUCACCUAUGCGGAUGGCUCUGGUGCGGCGGGUGACUAUGUCAGCGACACCCUUACAAUUGGCUCGGCGACAUUGAAGGAUUUCCAGUUUGGCAUUGGCUUCACGUCAAGCUCUUCAGAGGGUGUUUUGGGAAUCGGAUAUCCAUCAAACGAAGUUCAAGUUGGCGUGGAUGGGGAAAGUGCCUACGCCAAUCUCCCCAAGGCAAUGGUCAAUAAAGGACUCAUCAAGUCUAGCGCCUACAGUCUAUGGUUGAACGAUCUGGAUGCAAGCACCGGCUCGAUCUUGUUUGGUGGGGUGAACACUAAGAAGUUCCACGGCACUCUGGAGACUCUCCCCAUCCAAAAGGUCGGAGGCGGCUACUCCGAGUUCAUCAUCGCCCUGACUGACGUGACUCUCACCAACUCGUCCGGCACCACCAACUACUCGUCCAGCGCACUGCCCGCCGCGGUUUUGCUCGACUCGGGCAGCUCAUUGACUUAUCUGCCAGACCAGAUUGUGGCCGGUAUCUUCAAUGAUCUGGAAGUCACCUACGAUUCCUCUAGUGGGGUUGGAUAUCUGCCCUGCUCCCAAAGCUCGAAUAACGUCAACGUCUCCUAUACCUUCUCGUCGCCCACCAUCAACGUAGCCAUGAGCGAGCUCCUCCUGGACGUUGGCGACUACUUCUUCAACGACGGCGAGCGCGCCUGCGCCUUUGGCAUCGUCCCCGCUGGUGACAGCAUGGCCGUCCUUGGCGACACAUUCCUGCGCAGCGCCUACGUUGUGUACGACUUGGCCAACAACGAGAUCUCCCUCGCGAACACGAAUUUCAACUCGACGGAGAACAAUGUUCUUGAAAUCACGACCGGUUCGGAUUCGGUUCCCAGCGCUACAGCCGUCGCUAAUCCCGUGACGACCGUGGCUGCUGUAGGCUCCGGAGCGCGCAUUGGUGGCCCCAAUGGAGGCACCGGUAUCUUCUCAUCCGCGACGUCGACGAAGAAUGCCGCCAUGCCCCGGCAAACGAGCAUGUCGAAGCAGCUGGCUCUCGGUCUGGCCGGUGCCGGAGCUUUGUUGGCCUUCUGAAGAGUGGGAGUCGGCCUGGGCAUAGACACGGUUCUAUAUUUCUUUGCCAUUUAGACAUUUUUCGUUGCAUGUUUUUGCGCUGUGUUGGAGUCUAGGGAUACCUGGUCUUGUUAUUGUCUUUACUCAUGAGUACAUAUUUGUCCUUUAUUUAACGUGAUACGAAUUUCAACGAUUGUCAAUAUUUCGCACA